This is a messenger RNA of Pecten maximus, 2129 nucleotides long. RefSeq lists its product as uncharacterized. The record is from RefSeq and is a predicted model, not a curated record. The coding region runs from base 138 to 974 and encodes 278 amino acids. NCBI's taxonomy places the organism in Eukaryota, Metazoa, Mollusca, Bivalvia, Pectinida, Pectinidae. The transcript is spliced from 2 exons.
GAAAAACAAUCUGGAAGCUGCUCCAGCAGUAUAAAAGGCGACUCCGGGCGAGUUACUUCACUGACCACAAGAAAGUAUAGAAGUGUGACAGAAAACGAACAACUGGUUACUGAAAACGAACAACUGGUUACACAAAGAUGUUCAAGGGUCCGGUACUUGUUGCUGCAAAAAUCACCAUUCUCGUGAUACGAUGUAUUUGCGGGGAUGUGACUUUUGGAGAGAAACAUCUCCAAUUAGGAAGUUUACCAAAAGAUCUCUCGAUUGAUACUGACCAAUUAUCGCCAGUAACAACUGAAGCUGGCGCCACAGUCCAUGGGAAGAUUCCUGAAGGAUAUUACUUAACAAGCAUGGGGCACACGGGACAUUCGGCAUAUGGUGACAUUAUUGAGGACAAAACAUCGUCCCAACUAGCCAGGACGCGACUACACCAUCAAUAUCCCAACAGGGCCUACACUAACACUGGCGAAACAGAUUUAGAGUCAGACUCUCAGGUAGACUUUGAUCCAGAUUAUGUUGCCGAUAUUUCCAAAUAUCUUACGAAUGAAAUAUUGCAGAUCGUCACCAAUGGGAAUAAAUUUAGCUCGACAAUGAUAGCAAAAAUACUGGAAACCUUGAUGUUGGAUAAUCAGCCCAAUGGAAAAUCAGAAUUGUCGAAAACAUUAAACAUGCCCGAAAACACAUCAGCUACUAUCAGUAAUGGCAGUACUGUGACGUCAAAUUCUGUUUCUAGCCCCUUCUUCAGGCCAGUCAAGACGAUGGCUGAUGUCAUGGCUCUGGAGAAACCUAAGGCUUCCACGGUAGUUCACGAGCAGAAGAAAGCCUUCUUUUGUCCACUGAUGUAUCGCACGGCCUUCUCCGUCAGCAGGUGUUGGAUGUUCUCAAAGCUCAUCAAAACGAGACAAGUACGCAUGCGCCAACACGCUAUAGCUAGAGCAAAGGCUGCGAGGAAAAAACUUGCCCGUGCAGCACGGUAAUAUUAACUUGAGUAAAGAACAUAUCAGACAUGUUAUUCCCUCCUUAGCAUAUAUCCGUAUAGAUAAUAUAUAGAAAAAUGCUACCAGAUCUUAAACGUUGGAACAUAAUAAGAUUCAUGAUAUGGUAGUAAAUAGAACAUAAUUAGUAAGGAUGUAACUUUCAUAUGAGGUACGUAAUCAAGGGUGAAACUUGAAUGCGAUGUACAUAAAAAGGGUGUACCUUUCUUAUGAGGUACGAAAAAAGGGUAUUACUUUCAUAUUGUGUACGUAAUUAAGGGUGUAACUUACAUAUUGUGUACGUAAUUAAGGAUGUAACUUAAUAUUGUGUACGUAAUUAAGGGUGUAACAUUCAUAUAAGGUACAGUACGUAAAAAGGGUGUUACUUUCAUAUUGUGUACGUAAUAAAUGAUGAAACUUUCACAUGAGACACAUAAUUAAGGUUAUAACUUACAUAUGAGGUACGUAAUUAAGGGUGUAACUUACAUAUGAGGUACGUAAUUAAGGGUGUAACUUACAUAUGAGACAUAAUUAAGGGUGUAACUUCCAUAUGAGGUACGUAAUUAAGGGUGUAACUUACAUGAGGUAGGUAAUUAAGGGUGUAACUUACAUAUGAGACAUAAUUAAGCGUGUAACUUCCAUAUGAGGUACGUAAUUAAGGGUGUAACUUACAUGAGGUAGGUAAUUAAGGGUGUAACUUACAUAUGAGACACAUAAUUAAGGGUGUAACUUCCAUAUGAGGUAGGUAAUUAAGGGUGUAACUUACAUGAGGUAGGUAAUUAAGGGGUGUAACUUCCAUAUGAGGUAGGUAAUUAAGGGUGUAACUUAAAUAUGAGGUAGGUAAUUAAGGGUGUAACUUACAUAUGCGGUAGGUAAUUAAGGGUGUUACUUCCAUACGCGGUAUGUAAUUAAGGAUGCAACCUCCAUAUGCGGUACGUAAUUAAAUAUAAAUGCAACAUAUACAAUCAAAUUUGCAUCACAUAACACAUUACUCGUAUACAGAAGUAAUUUUACUUAGAAAAAAUAAAAAUGCAUUUUGUUACUUUCAUUGACAAGCAACAGAUCCAGAUAUGUGAAUGAAAAAGCGAAAAUGGACAUAGAUAAGGUAUAUAGAAAUUGAAUAUUUAUGGAAAUAAAUUUGACUUCCCAUCAUUCACU